AUGGACGUGGAUGCCACCCAAGCUCAGAAGGAAGGAAGGAGGGGCGCCGCCAGAGAUAAGGCAGGCGUCACCUGCUUCAAUUGCGGCAAGAAAGGACACUUCAAACGCGACUGCCGCAGCGCCAAGAAAGAUUGGGAACCGGUUCCAGGCAAGGAAGCAGCCACCAUCGACAAGCACGUCAGAACCGUCGAAGUGGCAGCCGCCGGCUACGCUCAGGAUGACUCCGACGUCGGGCGAGCCAACGCCUACGAACAAGCACUCGCCGACGCAGAGACAAGCACCAAAGAUGAAAACCUGGAAACCGACGACAGAGGCGAAGUUGCACCACCCAGCCGAGCGCUCGAAACGGCUCGACUGUGGAGACGCACCCUAGCCCAGAACAACAACGGUCAGUGGAGAAUUCGGAACGCGGGAGAACAAGAGGGACGGAACAUCGCCUAUCUCCAGAAGCGCGUGAUUGAG
This is a messenger RNA of Parathielavia appendiculata, 462 nucleotides long. RefSeq lists its product as uncharacterized. The annotation marks the transcript as partial. Lineage: Eukaryota; Fungi; Ascomycota; Sordariomycetes; Sordariales; Chaetomiaceae. Gene Ontology annotation, molecular function: nucleic acid binding; zinc ion binding. The transcript has a single exon. The record is from RefSeq and is a predicted model, not a curated record.